Messenger RNA from Seminavis robusta, 3024 nucleotides. The record is from the annotation of a GenBank genome assembly. NCBI's taxonomy places the organism in Eukaryota, Bacillariophyta, Bacillariophyceae, Naviculales, Naviculaceae.
AUGGGCGACCUCUGCAAGAGCCUCGGAUGCAAGGUGAUCACGGGUUAUCUGAUCGUGGCUGUUCUGGGCCUUGCCAGCAGUGCUACCAUGAACUACCUGUGGACAUUCAACUACAACUACGCCACCCAACCAGCCGAUCAGUGGCUCCUGGUAGGAGGCAUCACAGAAAACUCCGCCAGCUUUCGUAUACGACUCGCUGACAAUGGAAGAGCCCGCACGGCACAGCAAGAUGACAGUCGUCUCGUCAUUGCCGAGGAUCCAGGACUACUUCUCGUCGUUUCGGAACAUUCCCUCUUUUCUCAAAAUGAUGAUUCCACCAGUACCAGUAGUAGUGACAGUGACAAUCAUCCCGCCUCCAAUCCACAGUACGGCAUUCAUGCUAUUACCGUCACAGACUUGACGCCACAGAGUCUGUUAUACUAUGGAGUCCGAUCGUCCUACUAUGGAACCAGCCUUAACGGAAAAUUUCAAACACCGGCACCCGAGGGAACUCGAUUCAACUUUUCCAUUGCCGCUGCCGGCUGUGCUUGGACCGGAUCCCGAAAUUCUGUCUUUGACUUUAUUCGAAGAGAUCAUCCCAAUCUGCAAUUCAUGAUGCACAUGGGAGACUUUCAUUACGAAGAUAUCAAGUCCGACAGCCUGACGCAGCGAUUAGAUGCCUACAGUACCGUGCUCAAGAGUUCCCAACAAGCCAACUUAUACCGAGAGGUACCAUUGGUAUACACAUGGGAUGAUCAUGAUUAUGUUGGAGAUGAAGAUAUCAACUAUCAAGUGCCAUCUUCGCGGGUUCGAAGAUCCGCACAAUUGGCUUACCAACAAGCCAUUCCCCAUUAUCCCUUGCCGGCGGCGGCCGCUGACGGACUGCAAAACGCGACAGUGAUACCCGUUCCAAUCUACCAUGCAUUCACCGUCGGGACAGUCCGAUUCAUAAUGUCGGAUCUACAAAGUGACAAGAGUAAUACUUCCAUUUACAGUGCCCAGCAGCAAGAAUGGCUGUUCAAUGAACUACAACAAGCGGAUCAAUACGAUUUUGUCAUUUGGAUUACCAGCAAACCAUGGAUCGGGUCUGAAACCGAAGAAAACAGAGACGAUGUGGCUGGAAGUUGGCUGGACGCGAGCUACGCACAAGAUCGGUCGGCAUUGUCCAACUUGAUUACCCAAGUCUUUGCGGAUGGUCCACGCAAUCUUCUGGUCCUUGCUGGGGACGCGCACAUGGUAGCCUUUGAUCAAGGCACGCACACGUAUUAUGGAGAUGACCCCAGUGGCGCCUAUUCCUUUCCCAUUUUGCAAUCAGCCCCACUAGAUCGGCUCGGAACGACCAAGGGAGGACCCUUCACGGAUGGAUGUGCCAGUUUGUCGGGAGAACGUACUCAUCAAUACAGCACUCUGUGGUUUGAAUUUGUGGAGGGCGAGGAUCCUUGUAUUGAAAUUGAGUCCUACCGCAUCGAUGAAUGGGAAUACAGUGAUCGCAUAUUCCAGAAAAAGCUUUGUGGACAAUUCUUUGUGCCCGCAAAGGCACCCAAUGAUAUCCCCAUUGAAGAUCAAAAAUGCCGCAUUGCUUUGGUCUCGGAUAUUACGCAAGUGUUUUACAUUGUGGCUGUCGUUGUUAGCUUUGCACUGGCAGUCGGAACAUGCAUGGUCGUUUCCUUGGAGCCAGGGUCUGAUCAAGGAUGCGCUUCGCGAACAUGCUGUGGACUGAUUGCUACCUUCAUUGCUUGGGCAACAGCCGCCUUGAUUUUGUUGAUUGCAUUGAUAAUUCCACUUUCCAGCGACAUUCCUCAAUACGAUUUGCGAUGGUCUUUUGUCAUUUCCAUAUGCACAACGGUUCUCAUGGCAGUGGUUCUUUUCAUAAUCUUUUGUUGCUGCAGUAAGAAACAAACACCACAACAAGAACCGAAGAUUGGUGAGUCAACAAACUUGAGCUAUGCAGGGCCGAUUGUGCAGAGCACCAAAACCCCUGCUAUUUUGCCUCCGAGCGUUUAUCGGGCAGCGGCAACAAGUGAUGUUGAUGAAGAUAGAUUACCCCUGGGUGUCAUGUUGACAGGAGGAGCCAAGCUCCAAGAAGAAGGUCUCACAGGAAAGGGUGUUCGUGUGGCAGUGAUUGACUCUGGAGUUGACCAAGAACACCCAGGCUUUAGAGGGCAAGUAAAGUCAAGAGACUGGAUUCGCUCUGGUACGCCUCUGGAAGAAGAUGACCAUGGCACACAUGUAGCAGGGACAAUUCACUUGAUGGCCCCGGAUGCAGAACUAUACGAUUACAGGGUGUUUGGCAGUGAGGGAAGUCUCUCUGUGGACCAAGCCAUUGCCAAAGCGAUCCGAGAUGCAACUGAUGCAAAAUGUCAAGUAAUCAACAUGAGUCUGGGUGGAGCAUUUCCAAAUGACAAGAUUUGGGAAGCAGUUCAGUAUGCAUCCAACAAGGGCGUGGUAUUGGUGUGCGCAGCAGGAAAUGAAGGAGACGACAAUCCACUCACCAAUGAAAUUUCCUUCCCUGCAUCCUACAAAGAAUGUUUCAGCAUUGCUGCAGUUGCAAAGGCUGAAGGCCUUCCUGUUGCAGUUUUCUCCAACAGCAAUCCACUCAUAGAUUAUGCUGGUAUUGGUGUGGAUGUCACUUCCUUCAAGCCAGGUGGUGGAUUUCAGAACAUGUCAGGUACAAGCAUGGCAUGUCCCCAUGUUGCUGGCUUGAUAGCCUGUUUGAUGACAAAUGGGCAAUACUACUCUGCGGAUCGACUUAGGAACAGACUGGACCGCCUAGCCAUUGACAUUGAUGUAGCAGGAGUUGACAAUGCCACUGGUGUUGGAUUUGUGACCUACCUUGAUGAGGAUUCCUUUGACAAGAUCAUGCCAAGAAAAGCUGGUAUGGUACCUCCACAAGGCGAGGAAGGGGUAGAAGUGAGCGCUACGUUGGAUCCCCCCACAGGAUCAGUCCGAAGUUCAGCCUCGAAUCCUGCUGCGUCAGUCAGAGCAUCAUCAUUGGCACCAGGAUCAGUACGAGGGUCGUCCUCAGUGCCGGCCACAAACGUAUAA